Molecule: messenger RNA, 3288 nt
Organism: Fonsecaea multimorphosa CBS 102226
Lineage: Eukaryota; Fungi; Ascomycota; Eurotiomycetes; Chaetothyriales; Herpotrichiellaceae
Exons: 1
Coding region: 1-3288 (1095 amino acids)
Biological process (GO): mitotic recombination; mismatch repair
Cellular component (GO): nucleus
Molecular function (GO): ATP-dependent DNA damage sensor activity; mismatched DNA binding; ATP binding
Source: RefSeq, a predicted model, not a curated record
AUGGCUUCUGCACAGAAGAAGCAGCAGACGAUAUCGUCUUUCUUCAAGAGACCUUCGUCGACUCCUACCUCCAAAUCUCGUCCGCAGAUCUCCACGGAAGAGGACGACGAAGACGAUGGAUUGGUAUUGCCUACGCCGAAAAGACGCCGCAUCACGCCCGUUGAAGAAGACCCAGAGGAGACUGGAAAUAUAGGAGAAGAGGAAGAGAUCGGGGAACCUGUGAUACCGCUGAGACCUGUUGCUGCCAAUGGACAAACACUCGCCACAAAUGAACCCGGAGCAUCAACCGGGACAGCAAAGUACUUUUAUUCUUCGUCACCUCAGCAGGAAAACCAGGAUCUCGAGGAAAUUAGCGGUGCGGAGAAGAGACGAAGAGACGAGCUACACCGGAAAUUUGUGAAGAAGUUGGGAAAGCCAGACAGUAUCGCUGAAAUCAAGCGGCGAAACCGACUGCUCGAAGAGGAUGCCGCAGACCAGGACAACGAAGAUGGAGAGGAAGAGCCUGUCGAAGAGGCACCGAAAUCGACCUCUCGAACCAAAAAAGGUGGCAACAAGCUGACGCCGAUGGAAAAGCAAGUCUUAGAGAUCAAGAGAGCGCACAUGGACACCUUGCUGGUGGUCGAAGUUGGUUACAAAUUCCGGUUCUUUGGCGAAGACGCCCGGAUCGCGGCCAAAGAACUCAGCAUCGUUUGUAUCCCGGGAAAGUACCGGUACGAUGAACAUCCCUCCGAGGCACACCUGGAUCGUUUUGCAUCUGCAAGCAUUCCGGUCCAUCGACUGCAUGUGCAUGUCAAGAGACUAGUUGCCGCUGGUCACAAAGUUGGCGUUGUGCGACAACUGGAGACCGCAGCGUUGAAGGCUGUUGGCGAUAACAGAAACGCACCUUUCGUGAGGAAGCUUACGAAUCUGUACACAAAAGGUACUUAUAUCGACGACAUCGAAGGCAUCGAAGAGGACAGUCGAGGGAGUCCCGCCCCACAGUCUCCGUCGACUGGAUUUCUACUCUGCAUGACAGAGGUCAACGUCAAAGGCUAUGGCAAUGACGAAAAAGUGCACGUUGGUCUGGUAGCAGUCCAGCCUGCUACAGGCGAUAUUGUGUACGAUGAUUUUGAGGACGGUUUCAUGCGGAGCGAAAUCGAGACCAGACUGCUCCACAUUGCGCCAUGCGAGUUCCUCAUCGUGGGCGAGCUCUCAAAGGCCACCGAGAAGCUUGUUAUCCAUCUGUCCGGCAGCAAGACCAACGUUUUCGGCGACAAGAUUCGGGUUGAGCGGGUUGCAAAAGAGAAAACUGUGGCAGCUCAAGCUCACAGCCACAUAUCGACUUUUUACGCCGAAAGGCUCAAAGAUUCCCGGUCAGACGCAGAGAAGGCAGCGAAAAUCUUUGAUAAGAUCAUGGCUUUACCAGAAAAUGUAUCCGUCUGCCUCUCAGCAAUGAUCAAACACUUGUCCGAGUAUGGACUUGAGCACGUCUUCCAACUGGCCAAAUACUUCCAGCCGUUUUCCGCUCGAUCCCACAUGCUACUCAAUGGAAACACCUUGACAAGUCUCGAGAUCUACUUGAACCAGACGGACCAUUCCACAAAAGGCAGUUUGUACUGGAUGAUGGAUCGAACGCAGACAAAAUUCGGAGGCAGACUGCUGCGAAAAUGGGUUGGACGGCCACUGCUGGAUGUACAAAGCAUUGAACACCGACUCAACGCUGUGGAAGAGCUUCUGAGUCCCGACAAAGCCGUCCAGGCGGAUAAGUUGAGGCGUGUGUUGUCGAAGAUUAGGACCGAUCUGGAGAAAAGCCUUAUUCGGAUUUACUACGGCAAGUGUACGAGACCAGAGUUAUUGAAUGUCCUCCAGUCGCUACAGAUGUUGGCGACCGAAUUUGCGUAUGCGACUGAUGCAGCAUCUACUGGUUUCGCCUCAGAUCUGAUCUCUUCUGCAAUGGUCUCUCUCCCGGUAAUACUGACAGAGGUGGUGGGAUAUCUGGACAAGAUCAAUCUUCAAGCUGCCAAGUCCGAUGACAAGUACGCCUUCUUCCAGGAUGCUUCAGAGACUGAGGCCAUUUCCGAGCAUAAAUUCGGCAUUGCUGGCGUUGAGCAUGACCUCGACCAAUUUCGAUCAACUGCCGCCGAAAAAUUGGGCAAGAAAAAGGCAAUUGACUACGUGACUGUGGCAGGCAUCGAGUACCUAAUCGAGGUCGAGAACAACUCUCCCACAAUCAAGAAAGUCCCGGCAUCCUGGGCAAAGAUCUCGGGAACCAAAAAGGUGUCUCGAUUUCAUCCACCAGAAAUUGUCAAGCUUCUGCGAGAGAGGGACCAGCACAAGGAGUCUCUGGCGGCUGCGUGUGAUGAAGCGUUCAGAGACCUGCUCGCCGACAUCAGCACAAAGUAUCAGCUUUUCCGUGACACAAUCCAAAGCCUCGCAGCCCUGGAUUGCCUCUUGUCAUUGGCAAAUGUGGCAUCCCAGCCAGGCUACGUGCGUCCCAGCUUUGCAUCCGACACUCGGAUCGAAGUGCAAGGCGCCCGCCACCCUAUGGUCGAGCAACUCCUCAUCGAUUCUUACGUACCCAAUGACGUCUCCAUCUGCCGAGACUCGACGCGGGCUCUCCUGGUGACAGGGCCCAACAUGGGCGGCAAGUCUUCCUACGUCCGUUCCGUGGCCCUCAUCGCCAUCAUGGCACAAAUCGGGUCUUUCGUGCCGGCGGCGUCCGCAACGUUGGGCAUUCUGGACGCAGUCUUCACCCGCAUGGGCGCGUUUGACAACAUGAUGUCUGGCGAAUCGACCUUCAUGGUCGAACUCAGCGAAACAAGCGACAUUUUGAAACUCGCCACGGACCGCAGUCUGGUAGUGCUGGAUGAAUUGGGCAGAGGAACAAGCACGCAUGAUGGUGUCGCCAUCGCCGCCUCCGUGCUCGACUACCUCGUGAGAGAGCGGAAAUGCUUGACAUUGUUUAUCACUCAUUAUCAGAUGCUGGCACGCAUGGCGGAUGGUUUCCCGAAUGGAGAACUCAAAAACGUCCACAUGCGUUUCACAGAGACGAAUGACGAGAACAUCACCUUUCUCUACGAAGUGGGCGAAGGUGUGGCACAUCGCAGCUACGGUUUGAACGUGGCGAGGUUGGCCAAUCUGGGCGAGAGUGUGAUUGAAGUCGCCAGGGAGAAGAGUCGGGAGUUGGAAGAGACGACGAGGCAGCGGCAGCUGGGCGGUCUUGCCAGGGCGCUGGUGCAGGGAUCAAAUAAGAAGAGAGUGGGAGGUGAGAGCCUAGAGGCGUUGGUGGAGGGCAUAGAGAUGCUUUAA